Messenger RNA from Ochotona curzoniae (black-lipped pika), 1304 nucleotides. Its product is annotated as very-long-chain 3-oxoacyl-CoA reductase-B-like. The record is from RefSeq and is a predicted model, not a curated record. The transcript has 11 exons. Gene Ontology annotation, cellular component: endoplasmic reticulum. Bases 150 to 1133 code for a protein of 327 amino acids. NCBI's taxonomy places the organism in Eukaryota, Metazoa, Chordata, Mammalia, Lagomorpha, Ochotonidae. Gene Ontology annotation, molecular function: oxidoreductase activity.
GUGUGGCUGGCUAGAGGGAAUAGAGGGGGCUGGGGCUGUGAACAUUGGACUUGUGGCCAGGGAGGGCCUGAGACAGAGAGGGAGAGCUCAGAUAAACCCUGCUGCCCGCGGUGUUUCCUGCUCCAGUUGCAGGUCUGGUGCUGGCCGCCAUGGAGUCCAGGUGGGAUGUGCUGAGCGCGCUGGGGGCCGUCACCUGCGUGUGGCUGCUGCUGCAGGUCGUGUGGGCGGUGGCCCGUGGAGUGUACGUCUACCUGCUGCCCCAGGUUCGCCGUGGUGCCCCGUGGCUUCGCGCACAGGGAGCCUGGGCAGUGGUGACUGGAGCCACUGGGGGCAUUGGCAAGGCUUAUGCACACGAGCUGGCCAGGAGAGGUCUCAACGUGGUGCUCAUCAGUCGGAGCCUGAGCAAGUUGGAGCAGGAGGCCAAGGAGAUUGAGCGGCUGCAUGGCCGGCAGACUCGAGUCAUCCAGGCUGACUUCACCCGGGGCAUGGAGAUCUAUGCGGACAUCGAGGCAGGACUGCAGGACCUGGACAUAGGAGUGCUGGUGAACAACGUGGGCAUGGUUUAUGCAGACAGCAAGCUGAAGAGGCUUCUGGAGUGCAAGGACCCUGGACAAAGCAUGACGGACCUGGUGAACUGCAACAUCAUGUCAGUGAUCCAGAUGACCCGCAUCAUCCUGCCCCGCAUGGUCACCAGGCACAGAGGCGUCAUCAUCAACCUCUCCUCGGUGGCCAGCUUGCGGAGCAUCCCAUUCUUUAUCAUGUAUUCUGCGUCCAAGGCCUUCGUGCGAAGCUUCUCCAACGCCUUGGCCACAGAGUACCGCCCCUAUGGCAUCACCGUGCAGAACGUGACUCCUGCUUUUGUCUCCACAAACAUGGCCAAUAACCUCCCACCCGGGCCCCUGGUCAUGCGGUCUGAAGACUUUGCCCGGGAGGCGCUGGACACUGUGGGCCUGUCGUCUGACGUCUCUGGCUGCCUGAGCCAUGCCCUGCAGAUUAGCCUGAUGACUUUCCUCAUGCCCCAGUGGCUUCUACACACUCAGUGGGGAAGCCAGCUUCUGAUGGAUCCCUACAACAGACUGAUGAGUGAGCCAAAUGAGCCGGUGUCAAGGCCCAUCCCUGCUCCUAAAGCGUGAGCUCAUGCUGGCCGUGUCCCAGAGGCCUCUCCCAUGCAGAUGUAAAUGAGGAGGUCCAUGACACCGAGUGGGUCGCAACCCCCCGCACUGGAUCCUAGGGCUUACCCCACCCUGGCACCAAGCUGUGUGCUGACCCCGGGGAGCCAGCAGGGGAACUCAGUAAAUACAUGU